AAUAUGUUGUUUUUCAAGGGGCUAUCAAAGCUAUUGUGAAGUUGCUGGAAGAGGCGGGGCGGUACAUGGACGUCCAGAUCGUGCGCCUCUUCAUGGGAGAAAUCGCGAAGAUGAUCCCGAUGAAGAAGGAUUAUGAAGAAGAGCUGAAGUCCAUCACAGACUGUCUGAAGCUGUGUGAGGAGAAGAUGUCCCAGAUAGAGGUGUACGUCUCUCAGGUUACAGCUCUGUGUGACCGCAUUCUGGAGUGUAACGGCCAGGAUGACGCUCUCCAGCGGGAGUUCGACACGGCCACACGGCGUGCGGAGCUGGAGAUGACAAGUUGCCAGGAGCGUCUGAAGAAGGCUGAGAAAGAAAUCAACAACCUGGUAACGAGGGUCAAGGUCAAGAAGAGGAACGAAGGCGCAGGAAUGGCGUGGAUUGGAGGUGGGGCGGUACUGUUGUCUGCAGGUGGCACGGGAUUGCUCUAUUGGUACAAGGCACUGACACAAGGGCGGUCUUCUGCACUAUUCAGUGUCGCCCUUGUUGGUUGUCUCAUGAUGGGUCUGGCAAGUGCCGAGCAGGAGGGUUACAAAAAGCUACUGAAGGAGCUGCAGGGUCUUCAGAGGAAGAAGGAGGACUUGGAGAGCAGUCUGCAUGAGCUGAGCAGGAAGCUGGCGUCGGAGGCCAGCGCGGUGGAAACCUUGAGUAGGGAGCGGGAGAUCAUGUCACCUGAUGAGCUGGACGAUUAAUCACUGCAGGUGUUGUGUUGCAGAACUCAUGGCCAAAUUUCGUAGUCCAUUCAUUUUAUAUAGUGAUAUAGGACCAAACCGAUAGCCAUAGACAUAGCAAAUAUUAUAUAUAUCAGAUUUAUCCGACAGAGUAUCACUACCGUGAUAUGAUACGGCCGUUUUCAACAUAUUACUGAAAAGGAGGUGGAACCUGUUUGUGCUUAGGUCACAUUUCCACCUGGGCUGUUUUAGGGGACGAAAAAUAGAAAUAUAUAACGUUACCUAGAAAUAUACACAAAUCAAAAAUGUCAUUGCCAGCACUUUUAUUUCAAAAAAAUAUCUCUCAAGUUACGUAAUGUACAAACAUAAUAUUCCCAAUAUAAACAAUUAAGCUGCACGUCUCAAUAAACAUGGAAAAGCUACAUGUGUUACACCCACCAUUUUAUGGUGAUAUCUGUCACACAUGGCGCCUUUACACAUGCAUUCUGAA
Messenger RNA from Branchiostoma floridae (Florida lancelet), 1197 nucleotides. RefSeq lists its product as uncharacterized. The record is from RefSeq and is a predicted model, not a curated record. Lineage: Eukaryota; Metazoa; Chordata; Leptocardii; Amphioxiformes; Branchiostomatidae. The coding region runs from base 66 to 728 and encodes 220 amino acids. The transcript has 3 exons.